Messenger RNA from Styela clava, 3568 nucleotides. Lineage: Eukaryota; Metazoa; Chordata; Ascidiacea; Stolidobranchia; Styelidae. The record is from RefSeq and is a predicted model, not a curated record.
AAUUUGAUAUCGAACAUAUUCGAAAAAUGAAUGACAGUAGCAGAAUCUCGAGGGAUGGUACGACCAAUGGAGUCAAUAUGACGUCAACGCCACAGGUCGAACAAGACACGAGAGUUGCCGUCUUAAAAGCGCGAAAAGAAGCUGAAAAAGAAGCAGAACGUCUUGAAAUAUUGCGAAAGUUUCCUAAUUCUCUCAGUGUAUAUAUGGUUCAAGACCCUGGAAUGCCUAGUGAUGUAGGUGCUCCAGCACUUCAAAAAGCAGGUCCCAGUACCAACACCAAACCCCAGCAAGGUGACGAUAUGUGGAAAGUCUUAGAAGAUCUACAAACAAAAAGAAAAUAUCUCGAUGAAAAUCUUGAAGCUGUUGAAAGGGGGCGUGGAGGAGAAAAUAUUGCUGCAAAAGUCGAUUUUGAAAUUAUGUCAAAAAAUCCAAAAUCAGAUCCGGCUUUGGUUGAAAAACUUCGCAUCAGAAAGAUGGUUGAUGAACAGAUCAAGGGCUUAGAAACACAAAUUAAGGAGGAAGUGGUAAAAGUACAAAGCAGGACGAAUCUUGGUCGAGGCAGAGGAGGAAGAUUACCGAAAGCAAAACCUGGUGCUAGAGUUGAUACUGGUCUAAGAAAGAAACAACCUUUUCAACCAAAAGGAAAAUUUGUCAAAUCAACUAAAAGUUCACUUAAACCAGCAGUACGAGCUCGAUCGUCCUCGCCUAGAACUCAUUUUAAUGCAGAUGAAACAGUGUGUCCUGAUGAUGAAGAGUUUGUCACUCAUGUUUAUGGGAGAGCUGAUUAUCAUCCUCGUAGAUCUACAGUUCAUAAUCCAUAUAUCCAUGUCAAUACUCCUGUCAAACAACCGACAUUCAGAAAAAAACAAGCCGUAGAAGUUGUAAAAGCGAACUUGAUAAGAUCUGCAAAAACUCAGACAAGUCCUGGUGCAUCUCAACAACAAUCACAAUAUUACUUCAGUCCUUCUGCGUCACCUGUCAAACCACCUAUUUCGGUCAGUCCGACACCUGGUCAACUGAUACCCAUGGCAAUACCCCUUGGUGCCCCAAAAAUGUCAGAUGGACAUGAACCUGCUCCACUAUUGAUUCAUCAAACUGAUCCACGCUACGUGACACUGACGACUGGGUCACCUGUACCGAAAAGAACAAUCCGGGUGUAUAAUCCUGCUACUGAUGGACUGAGGAAACCAAACACAGCUGUGAUUUCUGUUAGAGGUGAGGAUGGACCUGAUUUAUCAGUGAGAAAAUUGGAUAAUAUUGAUAUCGAUACACCUGAUGUAAGUGAAGCCAAUCUUCCUCCUGCAAUGACUAUGAUUCAUCAACCAGAAGGAUUACCAGGAUCAUCUGUAUUGAGUAGACAUGAUCAAGACGAAUCAGAAGGAACUGAUGGGAGUUUACAUAUUGAACUACGAGGUGGUUCAGAAGCUCAAGUUGAAUAUCAUGGACCUACAUUCCCACCUGUAGCUCCUCCUGACCCCAGACAUCUGAAUGCAAGCGAUAUUGCAGAUGAAAUUGACAAACAUGAAAUUGAAGCAGAGACAGUACGCUGGGUGGAACAAGAGAUUCUUGCAAGAAUCCUAUCAGAACUAUAUCCUCCUGGUUCUCAAAAGAUCCAGGAUGCUGGACCUGUUGAAGACAGAGAUUCUGAUGAACCUGUUGGAGAUCAGUCAUCAGUUCUCCUCAAUCCUGAAAGCCUUCAACUUUUCAUUGAUGCUGGAUUACCUAUAGAUGAAGCAACAGUUGGAAGAUUAGUAGAAGAAGAACUCGUUAAAAUUUUACGAGAAAUGAUUCGUCGUCCUGCGCAUGAUCAAAGUACAAGACCUAAAACACCCAUCUCACAACCAUCUCCAGCUCCAGCCCCUCGGGUUCACACUUACCAGGUGCCUACCCCUUUACCCACUCCUGAACCAAGCCCAGUAACAAGUGUGUCGGAAAGACCAAUAGGUCAUCUUCAUACACCUUCACUGACUCCUGAAUCUUCAAUGGCAGAGUCUUUGCCUCCAAGAGAACCAUCACCUGUUUCAAGUCCAGAACCUCAACCUCCAACACCAAAAGCAGAAUCGCCACCUAAAACACCUGAGGAAGUUACUCUAGUUCAAACACCGGAGGCAACUCCACCAAGUACCCCAACUCCUGAACCAGUUUUACCUAGCACUCCGAUUUCUGAAAGAACAAAAACACCGGUCCCUGUCACCCCACCUCUAGAAUUUCCAGAUCCUUGGGGAGGAACACAAUUCCCUUUGCCAGAAGAGAUUGGUGCCAACCUAAGGCAAGGAAAGCCGACAACAUUUGCACCUCCACCUGACCCAGUAGAUCUUGUGGUGCGAACUGUUACGCCUCCCCCAUCUACACCUCCAGACAGGUCACUAUCUGAACCUGACUCAACAACAACAUCAAGUGAUCGAGGAGAGAGUAGUAUAUCGGAAGGACAACUCGUAAUUAGUCAUGGAGAAAUGAGACCCAAAAUGAAAAGAGGGCACUUGCCAGAAAUCAUUGAAGAAUUGUUUGGAGAUGAAGAUGUUGAGAGAAGUAUGAAAUUCCAGAGUACAUUACGUGAUGUUAAUGAUUUGCAGGAUUAUGAACCAUAUAGUGAUGGUGAGGUACGACUGAACAUGAGACCGGCCAUGAUAGCUAGAGUUGCGGGCCAUGAUAAACCGGACAGAAGACCUUAUCCGAGGGACUCACCUCCUGGUGAUGAUCCAGCAGGUCCCUACACGAGGCCCCGACAUCCUCUACCCUCUGAAAGCGAGGGAGAUGAUUUAAGUGUGGGUGAAGUGAAACCUCGUACAAUCGAAAGCAGAAGAGAUAAAUUUAGGAAGUGGAGACAGGAAAGGUCACCAAUAUAUAGUCAUUCUCUCAGCACAAAAGAGAAAAAAUCUUCAGCUAAACCCAAACAACAAGAUGAAUCUAUUUUGCCUGGUUCUCCAUUAUCAAUGGAAGAUUUGCACAAAAGAGACCAAUCAAUUGAGUCUUCUGAGCCGGAUUCUGAUAGAUCAAGCAGAGUUUCUGAACCAGAGGAAAAUUUCGGUGGCAACGUUAUUGUUGUGACUCCAGCUUCUUCGAAAAAGAAACUACCUGAACAACCAAAGAAAAUACUUCCUCGACAACCAGGUGCUGUGAAACCAAGUGGUAGACCAGUUUUUCAAAAGCCUAUUUCAACUUUCACAUCAGAAGAUUUCGAAAAUAUUGCUCCAAGUACUGAUCAGAGUGCAGUAAUAAAGGAUUCACUGGAAGAGUCGAUGAGAAAAAGAAAUGGUUUUGAAGGAUUUUUCGAUGAAAAGAAAGAGCAUUUGUCACCACAGCAUGCUGCACUGAAAGUUUCAUUGACCUUACCUUCUGUUGAACCUGUUGUAUCAAUGAGUAGUGAACCCAUCAGUGAUGUAUCAGAAAUAUCUGGCGCAGGAUUUUGAAAAACUCCAGAAAGAAGAAAAAAAAAUAUUUAUGAUGUAGUUAUUACACCACUGUAGUUGGUCACACUAAUUUAUUGCGAAAUAUUUUUUUAUACGUAGUACAAAGUGCAAAACAAUGUUUUCACAAACGUAAAUAAAACAGCAACCAGAGUAUGUAA